Molecule: messenger RNA, 7910 nt
Organism: Bombus pascuorum
Lineage: Eukaryota; Metazoa; Arthropoda; Insecta; Hymenoptera; Apidae
Gene: tara
Product: basic-leucine zipper transcription factor A
Exons: 2
Coding region: 384-1658 (424 amino acids)
Cellular component (GO): nucleus
Molecular function (GO): transcription regulator activity
Source: RefSeq, a predicted model, not a curated record
CCGAGCGGCGGUACACGACGAGUACUGUUGUCAGAGUAUUCAGUAAUGCUUUGCAUGGCCAACCAGUCGCUAGUGGGCUCGUCAGUGAGAGUCGUGUCGUUCACUCGUAGUGAUCGUGUGGUGUUACUCGACGAGCCUAGACAAGCGGUAUUCUGAAACGUGAAUCACAAGCGCACGGCGACGAAUGUAUCCGCAAUCGUGAGAGUGCAUUUCGUGAGACUGUGAGAGAGAAAACGAACAGAGUGUAUUCACGGAGCGUACACCGACGGUGGAGCUUCGAUUUCACGUACUAUUUCUUCACUGAAAACAAAAAACCAUUGCGCUACACUGUGUAUGGUACACGAGCGAUCCAAGAUGCUGUCGUCAGUGCUAGCGAAAUAAUAAUGUGGUGCGACGUUAGUCAGAGUUGUGCAAUGAUGGGUCUGCAGGCCACGGCAGGAAAACGUAAACUGGAGGGAGGUGUGGGCUGCAUGGAGUUCGACAUGGAUAUGGGCGAGAGCCCAUCGAAGUUAGGCCGGGUGGAGGGUAGCUGGUGGGCGAUGGAGGAUAGUUACACGCCCCCGCUUAGUCAAACACCGGCUUCUUAUUACGAUAUGGAAGUGAGUUCGCCCUGCCUGCAGACAAAUCCUUGUCAGCCGACAUCGGCAAGUCAGCCGCAACAGCAACAACAUCAGGCGGCACAGCAACAGCAGCAACAACAGCCGCAGUCGUCGACGCCAACGUCAGCGCCACCGCCGUCUACGGUGGCGCACCUGCACCAUCAUCCGCAGCACUAUUAUCAUCAUCAGCGCGGACCUAGCAGCCCGGUCGGUAACAACGGUUACAGCCAACUGUCGAGGCCUCAGCCGCAGUGGGGCGCACCUCAUCAUUACGAGCCGCCGACGAUACGGCGAGAGGAAAAUGGAAAAAGUUAUUUGGAGCUUGGUUCUAGUUAUCGAGCGAACGAGAGGUGCUGCGAAGGUUCGAGGUCGAGCUGGUGUCGACGUGGUAGAGCGUGUUACAGACAAAGGCGGCUAGCCGUUUUAAAUAUUUCGAUGUGCAAGCUGGCGAGGUAUCGCCAAUUUCCGGAUCCGAGCCUUCAUCGAUCGGUUCUCAUCUGCAAUACACUGAGGCAUCUAGAACGCGAGAUGGAGAGGGACAGAAGUCCGCCGCCCAUGGAGCCGGUUAUACCGGCACCGAUUGCUCAACUUCAACCUCCUGAGCAGGGCAGGUUAACGCCGUUCCCGAUGCCACCAACGUCUUCGAACGAGACAGACGUCGAUUCCGGGAUCGGUGAUAGCGACGACAGCCGUUCCAUCAAUUGGGGCAGCGUGCUGUCUCUCUCGAGUCAAUCGCCGCUCGAUCCAUUGAACAACAACGAGUUACUGGAUGUCGAUAUCGGUCCAGACCUAGAUUUAGACUUCAUGCCUGGAUGGAAGCUGACACCCCUGUCCGCGGACGAUAUCCUCAGAAGUACGACGGCACAGGAACAGCAGCAUCAUCAGCAUCAACAGCAUCAUCAUCAUCAUCAACAGCAGCAGCAACAGCAGCAGCAACAGCAGCAGCAACAUCUGGCUCCACCUAGCGGCAGCUGUGCUAGUAGCAACGUUGGAAACGCCUGUGUCAGCGCUGGCAGUAGCAGUAGUACGCACGAAUCGUUGAUGUGCGUUGGAUCAUAGCCCCCGAUUUUGACAUCGAUGAGUCAUCUCAUCGAUUUUUACCCGCUGAUGCCGCAGAGUAAAUAAAAACAAAAAGAGAAAAAAAAAAAUACAAGCGCGGCAACAAACUCGCAAAGAACCACAAAUCGCAGAAACGAGGUACUCGCCCGCCUCUCCGAUAUGUGCGACGCCUGGUCGGCGAUUCUCCAGGAGGUCUUCUUUUUCUUAUUUAUUACCGUUCGUGUCAAUUACGCACCGAUCGAUUAUCUCGGUUACAUUCUACUUGUAGCAUACCGAUAACCAGCAUGGGUGGUCUACCGAUUGUAGGAAAGAGAGAAAGAGAGAGAGAGAGAUAGAGAUAAAUAAAGAGAGAAAAAGGGUACACGUCGCGUUACCCUGUGUUCGCAGGUGCAGCCGCCACGGAAUUCAUGGCCCAACGGGAGUGCUUCAAAUGCGAAGCAACCAGAGGUGAUUACAAUUUAUAAACCGACGAGUAAGCUUGAUCUCGCCUUGUUCCAAUUGUCUAUCGACUACGAUUCCACCUUUUAUACUUUAUCACGUUGCUUGGAAUGAUUUUCAUUUUAACACAUAAAUCGUUCGAAUUGAUCGAGACUGUUUUAUGAAACUGUUCGCUUCAAAAGUUUUAUACGUUACGCAUUCGGCCGUUUGAACGUGCGAAUUACAUUGGAAAAAUUCGAGUUCUCAUACGAUGGAACAACGCGAGGUCGGGUCCUCUCCUUCGGUCAUCAACAACCACCUCGAAACGAGCAUGGCUAUACUAUAUCGAAACGAUGUGUUUUUGCAGCUGCACCUGCGAAUUCAGCGGCGCAUAUCAGUUCCCGAGUCGCUCGAAAUGUCGUCACCGGCGGCACGUCGGACACGAAAGAGCGAGAAUAGCGUUAGAGAGUAAAACCGGAAAAAAGAAAGAAAGAAAGAAAGGGAAUAGUGAGAGAGCGAGAGAAAGCGAGUGAGAGAGCGACAGGGAGAGAAAAAAGAGAGGUAGAGAGAAAGAGUUGGAAAAGUAUCAGAGCUUUCGAUGUUGACGCCCACGGGCCGACGAUAGGACGAGUACGGAGGAUCGGUGGUAACCUUCUCUUCGGCUCCUUAAAACAACGACGAUAAAGCGGCACGAAACCCCGACAGAGACCUACGUAUGCACACAGAAUCUAAUUGUUAUCUAAUUGUUACAUUCGAUAGAAAAGUGUCCUUCUCUUCUUUCUACCGUAUUAAUAACUCUCGCUAUUUUUGUUUCUCUUGUUUUUGGUAACAUCGGCACAGCGCGUAUAUCGCUCGCCUAGCCGGCUGACGUUGACAACUCUUCGGCGACGUCCGGCGUCGUUCGCGACAGCCAAUCGAAACGGGGAGUGUCCAUCAUCAUCGAUCGAUGUUUUUCUCUUUGGAUUAGAAAGACUAUCCAGCCGACGAUUAAAUUAAUGUCAUACACUCUGACACACUAACGAUACACUUACACGCGUAAGACAUAACCGCCGUGGCCUAUAUCGUACACUGAUACACGUACACGCACCACAUGUACACGCCGUAUACGCUCAUAUACACGUACAUUGAUACUAUAUAUAUGUACAUCAGGAGAGAGAGAGAGAGAGAGAGAGAGAGAGAGAGAGUGAGCGAAAGAGAGCGAGCGAGAGAGAGAGAUACAGGUUCGUACACGGAAAAGUCGAUAUGGUGCUAGGACGAUCACACCCUGGUGCUUAAUUCUGUACACACAGAGACACGUGUGCGUAAGUUCGCACGGAUCGCCUGCAGUCUUCGUUAAGAAGUCUAGAUACGUCCUGACGUCGUGAACAGGACACACCGUGAUCCGACGUAUCUCCAUCAGGAUUCUUCGUGCAGAUUCUUCGAGUUAUAUGGCUUCUCUGUUCGGUCGCCUCGAAGGACGUGCGAGCACUGGAUGAAAAUACGUUGGAUGGAGACGCGUAACUGUGUUCUGGCGCACGAUGCUAACAAAUGUACCUGCAUUUUAGAGAUCGGGUUAAAUGUUCGGUCCCUUCGCGUCGUCGCGCGGAGGCCACUGCGCGCCACUGAUCUCUCGUUAAUAAUUAUGUACUAUAAUACUAUUGUAAAAUAGAAAGUGGCCGACGAGCAGCGAACGAAGGCGACCAAUGAUUCAUUUGGAACGGUGUGAAACGGUGGGAUUAUUAAGCGAGGAGAAGAAAAACGAAAGAAAAAGAGUAAAAUAAAGUAAAAUAAAACUCGACGACACGCACUUCGCGAAGAGGAACGGCGAUCCGAGCGCGAUCUCGUCCUCUACGUCCACUAACUGAAUCCAACAGAGCAGCUAUACUUAAAUCGAAGAUAAGCGUUGUGUAAAACAAAUCUAUGAACGAACGACAGAACGAAUAUAAGAAAAGGUAAUUUAUAAAUCGACUGAUCUACCUUGCGAGAUAGCGGACAAGGAAAGGAAGAAGACGGAAGAAGAAUCAAGUAACGAAGAAGUAAAGGAAGCUCUAGCCGGCAACGUUUCAUCACGGGAAUUCAUUCAUACUGUAAUUAAUCGAGCGUUAAGCCGACGAUGAUGUAUACACUUACACAGAUACGCGACACAUACCGUUACAGCAAACUCGUAUGUACACGCGCGACACUCUCGUACGACACAAAUGAACACGUUUCUACACGAGAUACGCUAGAUACUUGGAUGUGUGUAGCGAGGUACACGCUACGUGCUAAGUGUAAUAACGAUGAACACGAGCCAUCAACCCUCGGCAGUUUUCAGUUUUUCGUUCCUGUUCCGAUAAUCGUUCGCUUCUUUCGUUUUCCAUCGCCUCGCCUCUAUCCGUUUCGUUCAUUCGUUCCUCGCUUAUUUACCACGAAGAAAACAACGAGCAAUAUUGUUACUUCAACGGCGCGGAGACUCUACGAGAAGAACGUGUACGCGUGCAUCGAUCUCGAGCGGUUCGCGAGCUUCCUUCAAAACGGCCGAUGAGAACAUCGUUCUUCCUGAUCGUCGUACACGGCGGUGUUUGAUCAAACGUUUUGUACAUUUACAACUGUUUAUACUGUGAUCGCAUUGUAAAUAUUAUCGGAAAUACGAAUAUCGCCAGUAAUAGAUAACAAAAAGAGGAAAAAUUGUAUAUGAACGAAAGGAAAGUCGUUAGAACCAAAAAGUUGAAUAAAGACUGCGACGUUUAAUUUACGAUCACGAAAGAGCGACAGAAAGUAACAUUUUGCGAUCAAACGUCGGUCAGUAGAUAUAAAGAAGGAAGAAGAGAUGUGUUCUCAGGUGGCUCGUUGCGUCUCUUAGGGUUACGAAUCGCUCGAGUUCUACGACUCUGCGUAAGGUGUUAAAACGCGAGAAACACAUAUGUACACGAUACAUAGACACGUAGGCAUACACAAACAGAUGCACACACGGAUAAAGCGCGCGUUGCGCGAGAUUGCGCUCGAUGCGUAUGUGCGGCGGAGCGUUUUCAGGGAUAUGAUCGAUGUUGUUUUCUUGCAUGGUGUACCAAUCGGAACUGGCGCGAACGUACGUGCGACGUACGAGAUACAUCAACGUGUGCUACAUUGUUGAAAAUAUUCGUCCAUCGCGUUGAUGCAUCUUUCCAAAUACAAACGCGCCUUUCCGUGUUUUGCGAUCGCAAGCGCUACCUCAUCGGCUUGGUGUUCCGUGACGAGGAGGACGCCUUACAAUUUCACUUUCGAUACACGCUGUACUCGCCGAUAAAACAAAAUUCCAGCCAAUUUACCGGAUAGAUGUGUGAAAAACGGGCGUUGACUGACGUAUCGAAUUUCGUUAAUACGAGGAAGAAAACCGCGCACUGGUUACGCGUACGCGAACAAAAUACUCAUGCCUCUCGAUCGCAACAUUUUGUAUCCCGUUCGGUCGAGUUGAUCGUUUAACGGAAUGCCAAGCACCGCGUUACGCGACACUAGACUCGCUUCUCCAGAGUCAAAGAAGUAAAAGAGAAAAAAAAGAAAGAAAAAAAGGAACUCGGGAGGCGACAAAAUAAUUUCGUAUUUUUUACACGGAGACGUAGCAUCGCUGGUUCGAAAGCAACAUUAAGUUACACGCGAUUACACACACUCUAGUACAUGUACACACGUGACGAAGACCUCGGUACCGUAGGAGUGACCGCGAGUUCGGCGUUUGAGAACGGCGAGCGUGUUGAAGAGCGAAAGAGGACGAGAGUGUGUUUCUUUUCCUUUCCGUUUCUCUUCUCUCUCUUUUUUUCUUCUUUCUCUCUCUUUUUUUUUUUUUUUUUUUUUGUUUCAAGUCGUGGAUCACGUGACGCAGCUUAGGGAAAAGGAAAAGCUUGUGACCGUGCGAGAGAACGACGAUACGAGUUCUAAACACGCGUAUAUUUCGGCGAGUGCGCCGGCGUGCGUGUUAACGUUAAAACGUUUUAAAAAGAAAAACAAUAAAAAAAGAUGGAUGAUAUGAAACGGGUGUGCGACGAACACCUUCUUCCGAUGGAAGGUCGGAGGAAGGAAAAGAAAGGAGCAACCGAGCAGAAGACGUGGAAGAGAAAGAAGGUGGAAGAUGAAAAAUUGUACAUAGUAUAAAUAGUACACGCGCAGAAGUACGUUUAAGCGGAAAUAAAAGAUGAUAUAAUAGGUAUAAUGUGAAGAAAAAUAUACACAUAUAAGAUAUUAUUAUAUAUUAUAUAUAAAUAAGAAGUAUAUAUAUAAGAUUAUUAUGUAUAUUUACCGUGGUAAGUGAUAUACAAAAGCGGUGACGGGGACUCGCGCAAUCUCGUUGUCGUGUUCGGAUGAUGUUGCUGUGAUUCGCGGCUGGCCCACGCAACGAUUUCCUGUUCAAAUUCAUUUCUGCUCGUAAGACGGCAUAUCCCGUCGGACAUCUCGCGUUCUCUUUUUCUAACCACGUACACGCACACACACACACACAAACGCGCGCGCAGAAACACCACCGCUCCGUUCUUGUCAUCCGUACUUUCCCAUACGAUACAUGCUCUUCCAGAUUGUUUUCACGCGUGUACGCAUCCAAUGUAGAUAAUCGCGUUCGAUCGUCGUACGCGUGUCGUCGCGAAUUCUUUCUUCUCUCAUUGUCCGCCGAUCUUUCCCUUUCCAUUUCUCGUCACUCGCCGCGUUAAGAGUGAUCAGUCGCGCGUAACGUAUAUAACGACAGCUAGAUACGGACAAGAAUGCAGAGCAGCCGAUAGUCCCGGCAAUGCUGCGUUUCUUCGCUCCUUACGAGACGGAGAAGUCGCACCGUUCUCUGCGUCGAAUUUAUUUAUGUAUAACACGGUGGGUUGGUUGUGUAGAGCGUUUAGUAUCGGGCUUUCUGUGCGUCUGUUCGUUGUUAGCAUGAGAGGGAAAAGAAAAAAAAGAGAAAUACAUACGUUUUUGUUAUAUCACCGUCAUUAUUAUUAUUAUUAUUAUCAUUAUUAUUAUCAUUUAUUAUUAUUAUUAUUAUUAUUAUUAUUUUAAAUAUUAAUAAAUGUAAAUUUUAUAUUGUCCUACGAAGAGUUAAUGGAAUUGGGCUGUCGCGAGGAUGUACGAUUUAAGUUCCUAUUACCACGAUAUCUAACAGAGAAUUAAUUAGAAGAGCAAUCUACACGAUUCGAACGAACGAGUAAAAUGCAGUGCAGCGACAGCAGCGUUCUCGUGUGGGCCGCCUUGCGAACGCAACGUCCUCGAAUCCUCCUAUUUCUUUUCUUGUUUUUUUUUUUUUUUUUUUUUUUUGUUUAAUGUGCGAUUACUAUUAUUAUUAUUAUUAUUCUUAUUCUUAUUAUUCUUAUUAUCAUUAUUAUUAUUAUUAUUAUUACUGCUACUACUGCUACUACUACUACUAUUAUUAUUAUUAUUAUCAUUAGCGCUAGUACUAUUAAUAUUAUUGAUACUAUUAAUGAUCGAUCGUUUCUACCGAGCGCCUUAACCGAACGCGAAAAGAGAACGGUCCCUUCCCUUCUUUCGGACGAGAACGCGAACGAACGGGGCUGUACGACGCCGCGGCCAGCGUGUGAAAUGCAAAAAAAGAUAGUCGACGAAAAAAUGAAAAAAAAAGGAAAAAAGAAAAAAAGAGGGCGACAGAGGGGAAAGAAGCAGAAACGAGGACGGGUGACGGCAAGCCAGAGCUAGAUCGUAACGGAUCUCCGAGACUUUACGAGAGUCCCGCCGUGACCGCAAACCUAGGACACGAGGAAAGAACACACGACACUGUACAUUGUAAAUAGUAGCGCGGAGAAGACGGUUACAGAGAAAGACAGAGUUAAUUAAUUAAAAGAUAAAUGAAGGAUAAGAUGAGAUGAGAGAACGUGCGAGCGAACGUGAGAGAGAGAGAGAGAGAGAGAGAGA